This is a messenger RNA of Phytophthora nicotianae INRA-310, 1099 nucleotides long. RefSeq lists its product as hypothetical. The record is from RefSeq and is a predicted model, not a curated record. Gene Ontology annotation, biological process: maturation of SSU-rRNA from tricistronic rRNA transcript (SSU-rRNA, 5.8S rRNA, LSU-rRNA). Lineage: Eukaryota; Oomycota; Peronosporomycetes; Peronosporales; Peronosporaceae. The transcript has 2 exons. Gene Ontology annotation, cellular component: 90S preribosome; nucleolus. Bases 31 to 534 code for a protein of 167 amino acids.
AAUCAAUUAUAACUGGUCUCAGUUUGCACAAUGGCGAAGGCGAAGGAGUCGAGCGACGCACGCGACGUGCCUCUGGAGGAGCGUCUGCGCCAGAAGAAGCAGGGUUUCGCUGUGCAGACGGAGGGUGAGACAGAGCCAAGCGGACCUGCGCGCCGCGCCAACAAGAACCAGCCGCUGGAGCUCAGUUCUAAGCGCGCCGUGGGCCGAUUCCGACAGGUGGUGGACGUCAAGAAGAGGCGUGUGCUGGACCCGCGCUUUGAGGCGCAAAGCGGCCGUCUAAACGAGGAGCUGUUCAGUAAAAGCUACGCUUUUUUGGAUGAGUAUAAGCAGCGCGAGUUGCAGGAGCUGAAGCAGCAACUUAAGAAGAGCAAGAGUUCUGCCAAGAAGGAGGAGCUCAAAGUCAGUAUAUGGAAGACAGAAUGCAGAAUGAGUGGAGAUAUGCUGAUAUUUGUACUGUAUCGUGUUAUUGAUGCAGCACGAGAUCGCUCUGCGGCAGCAGGCGAUGACGGAGAAGAAGAAGCAGGAAAAGAUUAAGAGCGCACUGACCAAGCGGAAGCGCGAGGAGCGUGAGGCUGUCGCGAGCGGGAAGGGAGCCUUCUACCUCAAGCGCAAGGACAAGAAGAAGCUGGAACUCCAGGCCAAGUUCCAGGACCUGCAGGAGACCGGAAGGCUGUCCAAAUUUAUGGCCAAGAAGCGCAAGAAAAACGCCAGCAAAGACCACAGAUGGCUGCCCACGCAGCGGAAAUAGGUGUAUGUUUGCUACUGAUUGCAAGCCGUUUCGUCGGUCGUGUUUGGUUGUACGGUGGCGGAGUCUUUUGCUACGCUGGCGGCUUGCAAUAUGGACAUACUAAAAUAGACAGUUUUUGCAUUUGCUCAAGCGCUGGAUUCAACAGUACAUGUAGACAAGAUCGCGCGUCGGGCGCAUGCAGCGAGCGCCGCUAUAAGCAUUCUUUCCGAUUUGCUUGUCAAAUUUGGGUUGUCAGUCUUCCUCUAUUUUACCCAAAUCUGAACGUUCUGCGCUUUUUCCGACCAGCGCGAAAGAAAGUGCGGUCAUCGGACUUAAUCGCGAACCUUAAUACAAAACUCAAGUGAAAUCAGU